Messenger RNA from Oldenlandia corymbosa var. corymbosa, 1182 nucleotides. The record is from the annotation of a GenBank genome assembly. Lineage: Eukaryota; Viridiplantae; Streptophyta; Magnoliopsida; Gentianales; Rubiaceae.
AUGGGAGACAUAGGCGACGAAUUAAGCGCUCCAGCUCCAGCUACCACUAAGCAUCAACAUCAACAAGAAGCAGAAGCAGAAUCAGAAUCAGAAGCUGAAAUUGAGAUAUGGAGAUACGUGUUCGGAUUCACGGAGUUGGGGGUGGUCAAAUGCGCGGUGGAGCUAGGGAUCGCCGACGUACUUGAAUCCCAACCAAACAAAACUAUGUCUCUGCUCCACCUGUCUUCCACCCUCCACUGCUCACCUCCUCAUCUCUACCGCAUCCUCCGCUUCUUAACCCGCCGCCGCAUCUUCCGGCAGCUCCCCCCUCCCGACGGCGACGGUGACUGGAUGCAAUGCUCAUACGCCCAGACGCCUCUGUCAAGGCUUCUGAGGAGGACAGGGGAGAAGAGCAUGGCGGCUUUCAUACUCUUCGAGAACAGCCCGCCCAUGCUGGCACCUUGGCAAAACUUGAAAGCCCGAGUGGUGGAGGGGGGAGAAGCCCAAGCCCCGUUUGACACGGCCCACGAGGGGCUAGACGUUUGGGAAUACGCGCGCCAUCAUCCGGAGCACAGCCAGCUGCUCAACGACUCCAUGUCCUGCGACGCCAGGAUGGCGGUGUCGGCCCUCCUGCAGGAGUGCCCGGAGGUGUUUGAUGGGAUCGGGACGCUGGUGGACGUCGGAGGCGGGGACGGCACCGCCCUCAAGGCCAUCUUGGGCGGCACCACCAUUAAGAGAGGCAUCAAUUUUGAUCUCCCACACGUGGUGUCCGCAGCCGCCGCGGCGACAGCUGAUUGGGGUGCGAAGAGGAUACAACAUGUGGCCGGAGACUUCUUCAAACUCGUUCCCUCCGCGGAUGCUGCUUUCCUAAUGUGGGUGCUGCAUGACUGGGGAGAUGAUGAAUGCAUCAAAAUACUCAAAAACUGCAAAGCCGCACUUCCCCCACUCACUGGCAAAGUUAUCAUCUUGGAGGCUGUCAUCGACGACCACCACCACAACGGAGAACAAGCCCGAAAAGGAAGCGUAAUCAAGCAGCUUCAAGAUGUUGGUUUGAUGCUGGACAUGGUCAUGAUGGCCCACACCACCACCGGCAAAGAAAGGACAGCUUCCGAAUGGGCCUUUGUUCUGGACCAAGCUGGUUUCUCACGCCACACCAUCAGGCGCAUUCCUGCUGUUCAGUCUCUCAUUGAGGCCUACCCUUAG